AGCUCAUACAACAAAAAAGACCUUCAGUAAAGCAGUGGUGGUCUGGCUGAGUGCAGCCAUUUGGAGGAAAAAAAAUGCUCUUCUCACUGUUUGCCCUGCUUCUGGCUUCCUGGGUGCCUCUAGUUCUUUCGGACUUAAGAGCAAGAGACCCUGAAAUUGAGAAGGAAGAGCCAGAGGUGUCCCCUGGUUACAACAGCUGGAGCCAGAUGCAGAUGGAGGCCUACAUCCCAAACCACGAGGAUUCCAAAGAGGAGAUGGCACUUCCUACUGGAACAACUGGAAAUUCAGCUCAUGCAGCACGGACAGGGAACUGGUGUGCCUUUGUCCAUUCACGGGUCCUGACCAUGGUGGUGUCCUGUGGUACAGAGAAGUUCAUCAUCAAAUCGCAAAACCCCUGUCCAGAAGGGAAGGCCGACUGUCAGAUGGUCAUGUACAAACUGUCCAUCAGGCCCGUCUACCGAGAGAAACAAAAAGUCUUGACGUCACUGCAAUGGAAAUGCUGUCCUGGUCACACUGGGGAAAACUGUGAGGAGACAGAGCCUGUCUUCAUAUCUGGGAAUGUCCAAUCGAAAGAGGAGUCCAGAGAGGGUGAGGCCCUAAGCUCAGACCUAGAAACACAUGAUUCAAAACUCUUACCCCCUGACAUCAGAAGCACUGAACGAGAUGUUAAUACUGCCUACUUCCCAACUCCCUCACAGCAAGAGGGCAGUAUGCAUAAAAUGAAAACGGCAGCCUCUCCGAAGGAUGUUUUGCAGAACGAUGUCCAGCACAUGUCAGUCUUACAGGAUCUGCUGAGCAGAGGUUCUUCUGUGGAAGAAUUAGACCUCAACACCACUGAUGUCCUAUGGCCAUUGCAGCACCACAGUUUACUGCCUCAACUACAGACCAUCAUAAAACAGCAGCUGUGGCCUAUUUGGGACUACUUCAACAAGAGCAUCCAAGGCCUCUCUCAAGAGGUUGGUGGCUUGGCAGAGAGCAUAGAGGAACUUCGGAGGGGCAGGGAGCACAAUAAUGAGCCUCUGUCAUCAUCCACUUCUGAACAACUGGAGGGGAAACUGCAACACCAUUCAAGAGAGCUGGAAAAACUGAACAUAGCCCUGCAGGCUCAGGCCAGCAAAACAGAUGAGCAACUCCACUUCUUGCAGACCACAGUGCAUCACAACCUUAGCAGUGUGAAGAUACACAAUGACAUCUGGUCAAAGCACACACCUGAGAAGAUCCAGGCCAGCUUGCAUUUACUUACUGAGAGCAUAGUGGAAAUAAAAGAGAAGCAGGAGCAACUGGAGGAAAAUCUAACGCAAAGCAAAAACGGCAGCCUGAAAAGAGAUGAGGAUAUAUUAAAGAUCCAGGAAGUAAUAGAUCAGCUACAGACGAAGGUGAUGGAUGUCAACAAUGAUAUCAACACUUUGUAUGAUGACUCAGAUAAGUUUGAUGCUGACAUUAAUGAGCUCCAGAAAGGCAUGCGAAAUAUGCUGAACAAUAUGUCAGAAACAGUCAAAGCAUUUCGUGUGAUGCACAUGGAAAGUGGCCUAACUGUGGAAACUGAUUUUCAGCAUAUUAUUGAAAGAGUCAACAGUCUGGCAACCAACAUUAGUGCUCUUGAGCUUGAGGUAGAAACACUAAAUGUAAAGAUUGCUGAGCCCUCAGGAGAGUAUUAUGAGCCAACUUCAUACCCAGCACCUGAGGAUCAGAUAUGUGACUGUCGGGACUUCAGCUUUCAGCUCAGUCUCCUUAAAGAAGAGAUUAGGAAUAUUAGCAGUGUGAAUAAAAAAAACACACAAAUGUCAGAUGGGACAAAUGAUGUUGACUCUUUCUGGAAAACGAGAAUGAGCAGCUCAGUGGAGGACCUGAAACAGGGUCUCAUGCAGAUUCAAAGACAUGUCAACUUCCAGCAGGACAGUAUCAGGAUGUUGCUCAGAAAUGUCUCUCAUCUGCAGUUGGCAGAUCAUACUGUGCACCAACAGCUACAUGAACUGCAGGAGAAGGACAAGGUGAGGGUGGCAGAAAUAAACGCUCUGUCCAACACCUUCAAAACUCUUUUACAUGAUGUUGUGAGACACUCAAAAGUACUACAGGCUCUCUUGGGUGCUGAAGUCCUAGAGUUCACCACAGAGAUGUCUAGCCAGCUGGGAGAUUUAUCUGUUCCAGCUAUCCACAGAACACUGCAAGAUGCCAUUGGAAAAAUUAAUGAGCAGAAACAGCACUUAUCAGGUGUGCAGGAGAAGAUACAGCAAAUGUUCCUGCAGUUAUCUGAAAGACAAACCCCAUCUUAUGCCACCAGCCCACAGCCAACCACUCACUCAAGAGGUGUGGAGAAAACAAGUGACAAUCUGCACCUUGGACUACAUGCUGAACCUCCCAUGGGGGACCGUCCAGAUGAAUCAUACCAUGAUAUUUUUGCCAUGAUUAAGGCACUUGAAGUUCAGGUCUCUCAAUUUCAUUCAGAGCGAUGUGCAAGCUACUUUAACUGUGAGACAGACUUGACCACUGCACUGCAGAGGUCUAUUGAUGGCACGCAGACUGAAGCCACUACACUCCAACAAACUCUGGAGAAGUACCUGAAUGUGCAUUUAAAGCAACUGCUUACUAAUCACAGUGAACUCAUAGCAAAUCUCUCACUGGAAGCCAGUCAGCACAAGGUGACAAAAAAAGAAGAAAGGAACAGGCAGAAAGAAAUUCGAGGAGGAAAAGGGGGACAGAAUAAAAAAAUAAAUAAAAUGCAGUCAGGACAAAGGCAAGAGGAUUUGCUGUUCCAGUCAUUGAAUUCGCCUCACUCACCAGUUAUGUUUCUAGCCACUGCCUUUGAAAAUCCAGCUUCUGGUGAUGGUGCAGUGUUUGGUAAGGUGAUCCAUAAUCAUGGCAAGGCAUACUCUCCUGAGAGUGGAGUCUUCGAGGCACCGGUGACAGGAAUUUACCUCUUUGUCCUAACUGCAGACUUUGGUUCAGGGCAUGGGCUAGGACAACUGAUGAAGGGGAACACAAGAAUUGCUGCUGUUCAGCCUCCUCAGAAGAAAGCAGGGGGUCCAGUGACACGGACUGCUCUUCUAGAACUUAAGCAGGGAGAACAGAUUCAUUUUGAAAUACAGAAAGAUAGCUUGAAAAGAAGUACUCAAGGUGACAACAGCUUUGGAGGAGUUUUACUAUUUCGGACUGUCUGAUGCCAUAUAUCCUUGAGUGCUCUGCAGCAUCCAAAAAAAUGACAGUACCAUACCUAAGGCAUCAUUUCUUCUCAGCAUGUGCUGACCAUUCUGCCUCUUUUAACAAAUGCACUCUUAAAAGCAGAGUACAUUUUAUUUAAAAAAAAAAAAAAAAAAGUCUGACAGUAGCAGGGAAAGGCUAAAAAAUGAAUGGGUAUAUACACAUACUUUAUAAAAGAAAGUUUUUUUCAUCAAAAGAUUUUAUGAAGCCACUGGUGGUGAUGUUUCUAAAACAAGAUAUGCAUCACAUAUUUUUAUAUAUUUAUUGUUUUUUUUUCUUUCUAAGGUUUUCUAUCCUUGAAUAUUUUGUUUGUAUAUUAAAUUAUCACAAACAUGAAA
Messenger RNA from Erpetoichthys calabaricus (reedfish), 3536 nucleotides. RefSeq names its product multimerin 2a (gene mmrn2a). The coding region runs from base 75 to 3158 and encodes 1027 amino acids. NCBI's taxonomy places the organism in Eukaryota, Metazoa, Chordata, Cladistia, Polypteriformes, Polypteridae. The record is from RefSeq and is a predicted model, not a curated record. The transcript has 8 exons. Gene Ontology annotation, molecular function: protein binding.